This is a messenger RNA of Pyrus x bretschneideri (Chinese white pear), 1537 nucleotides long. RefSeq names its product 1-aminocyclopropane-1-carboxylate oxidase homolog 1. NCBI's taxonomy places the organism in Eukaryota, Viridiplantae, Streptophyta, Magnoliopsida, Rosales, Rosaceae. The coding region runs from base 285 to 1433 and encodes 382 amino acids. The record is from RefSeq and is a predicted model, not a curated record. The transcript is spliced from 3 exons.
ACAUAAGGAAUGAAUAUGAUAUAAUCCAAAAUUGAAGUGGCAAAAUAUAAUUUGAAGCAAGUAAUUUAAUCCAUGUUAAAUUGCCGGCAAGUAAUUUAAUCAAUGUUAAAACAAUGUCCCCCCGGGGACAUCCGAUGAUCCGAUAAAAUCAAUGUUAAUAAAAUAAAUAAAUUAUUGCUUGAUAAAUACCCACUACGGUUGUCCAGACAGAACAAGCAAUAAAGCUUUUCUCUAAGACCUAGAUCUUUUUCCUUGCGUUGUACUGUGGAAAAAUAUUGAAGGACAUGGCGGCCACAAUAAACGCAGUUGGAGAUGAACUUGGAAUUAGGUGUACUGCAAUGGGGGAUAAUUACGGUGACCGCAGAAGUGAGCUGAAAGCAUUUGAUGAUACAAAAGCCGGCGUCAAGGGACUGCUCGAUGCAGGCUGCACGAAAAUUCCCCGUAUUUUCUACUGUCCAUCACGGCAUGAUCAUGAGACGGAGGCCGCUGGGGAGAAAGCCAUGCUCAGUAUUCCAGUCAUUGAUCUCCAAGGCAUACACCAAAACGAUCCCGCUUCGCGUCCUCGAGUCAUCGACGAAGUCAGAGUUGCGAGUGAGAAAUGGGGUUUCUUUCAGGUUGUAAAUCAUGGGAUUCCUGUUGAAGUUUUGAAUCGAAUGAUUGAUGGAGUGCGUGAGUUCCAUGAGCUGGAUAUUGAGCUUAAGAAAGAGUUUUAUUCAAGGGACUUUGCGAGGAAGGUGUUUUUUAUGUCCAAUCGUGAUAUGUACCAUUCUCUGGAAGCUAACUGGAAGGAUACACUUGUGUGUUAUGUGGCUCCGGAUCCACCCAAACCAGAAGAAUUACCCUCAGUGUGCAGAGAAAUUGUGAAUGAUUACUCAAAGCAAGUGAUGGAUUUGGGAUUUAUUUUGUUUGAGUUACUAUCCGAGGCUCUUGGGCUCAACUCAAACCAUCUUAAAAACAUGGAUUGCGCUGAGGGGCUUAUUCAACUGUGUCACUACUACCCAGCAUGCCCUGAACCAGACUUGACGUUGGGCACUGGCAAGCAUACUGAUGGCACCUUCAUCACCAUACUUUUACAAGACCAAACUGGUGGCCUCCAAGUUUUAUAUGAUAAUCGAUGGGUUAAUGUUCCUCCCAAGGAAGGUGCUCUAAUUGUCAACAUUGGGGACUUUCUGCAGCUCAUGGCAAACAACAAGUAUAUGAGCGUCCCCCACAGAGUAAUAUCCAAGAGCGUAGGCCCAAGAAUUUCGGUGGCAAGCUUUUUUCGACCAUAUGUUGUCGCAGGGAAAUCAAAAGCUUACGCACCAAUCAAGGAAUUGGUAACAGAAGAAAAUCCCCAAUUCUACCGGGAACUCGAAUUGAAAGAGUAUAUGAUGCACCACGCCUCAGAAAAAGCAAAGGGGACAUGUCAGCCUUUACUACAUUUCAAGAUAUGAAUGUUGGUGUAAACAUUAUGACUUUUUUAAACAUUUAUUCUGAAAUGUGAAACGUGUCCGUCCGACCUUUUAAUUUCCCAUAUCGCAUUUUCAGGUUUCUUGUA